CAAAUUUGACAGCUAUAUAUAUUGUUACAGUUUGCCUUGUGGUGGCAUUCAGUAUCAUCGUUAUGUUGGGACCGAUGGCACUAAUAGCGUUUCUACUUUUGGUUGAAACCAAAGUUGUACAGGAGUUGUUCAACUUACCAGCUUGUACACCGGAUGGCAAAAGCCUGAAGAAGUACGCUUGGAUAAGCUGGUAUUUUUACAUCAUUGCAGCACUUUAUGUAGUGCCGGAUGCCAUACUCUCGCACUUCUCAGAAAACAGUAUAGGAAAUUUAAUAUCGAACAAAAUUUGGCAUUGGUACAUCUUUACGUUGUAUUGUGCAUACUGUUAUGGAUUUUGCCAAUCUGUGCGUGCCAUGAAUACAGGCUCAUGUCAGCUUGAGCUGCAACGAUUUUGCUGGGCUCAUAUGGUUACUCUUUGGACUAUUAUUCAGACUUACUUUGUGAUUCGUAAUAUUAUGGCUGGCUUAGUGUGGUAUGUCUUACCCGUUACACUUGUUGUUUGCAACGAUAUAUCUGCGUAUGUGUGCGGGAAGCUGUUCGGAGUCACCCAGCUCUGCAAACUUUCUCCGAAGAAGACAUUGGAAGGAUUCAUAGGCGCAGCCAUUAUAACACUUGUCUUUUCUGUUCCUCUGGCGCAUUUGCUAGCACGACAUUGGUAUCUAAUUUGCCCAGUGACGAGCCUGAAGGUGACAAUCUGGCACAAGCCAACGUGUAUACCGUCUGCAGUACUCACCCCAAAGGAAAUCGAACUACUUCCUGAAAUAUUGAAGCACAGUAUGAAUCAUAUGUUGAAUGUCAACCUAUCAUUUACAGUGGCCUACAAUGACUUCCAAAUUCACGCUCUGGUAUUUGGCAUAUUCGCGUCAUUUGUUGCUCCAUUUGGCGGUUUAUUGGCCAGUGCAAUUAAGAGGGCCUCCCAAGUCAAGGACUUUGGCUAUACUACAUGGCUAUCAUUUCCAACUGUGCGUGGUGAACAAUAA
This is a messenger RNA of Umbelopsis ramanniana AG, 980 nucleotides long. RefSeq lists its product as uncharacterized. Gene Ontology annotation, molecular function: phosphatidate cytidylyltransferase activity. The transcript has 10 exons. Gene Ontology annotation, cellular component: endoplasmic reticulum membrane. Bases 63 to 980 code for a protein of 305 amino acids. The record is from RefSeq and is a predicted model, not a curated record. NCBI's taxonomy places the organism in Eukaryota, Fungi, Mucoromycota, Umbelopsidomycetes, Umbelopsidales, Umbelopsidaceae.